This is a messenger RNA of Leishmania mexicana MHOM/GT/2001/U1103, 234 nucleotides long. RefSeq lists its product as hypothetical. The transcript has a single exon. The record is from RefSeq and is a predicted model, not a curated record. NCBI's taxonomy places the organism in Eukaryota, Euglenozoa, Kinetoplastea, Trypanosomatida, Trypanosomatidae. Bases 1 to 234 code for a protein of 77 amino acids.
AUGUUCCUCACUUAUCAGUUUGCCUCCAUCUGGGCUAUGUUGGCUUCCAUCGUGACCUUCCUUGUCUUGCGUCACAACGACCCCGUAGACCUGAGCGAAUACAAGGAGAAGGCGCACGGCAUUCCGCCGGUGGCUUGCUGCUCGGCAAUUGCCAUCCCCCUCAUUGUUCUCUUCGUCUACAAUGCGGCGUUGAGGAUGGGACCUAAGGCGUCGUGCAAAGGCACUAAAAAGUAA